AUGUCGACCCAUUUUUCUAUGGGCGUCUUAAAGAUAACGCGCUGGACACAUCUACGAUUUUGAAAUAAAAGACGAAUCACAAUAACGAUGACAUGACUUAAAGCGAAUUAAAGCAGUACGGCUGUGUGCUUAAGAUUUAUCGACAUGGAAUAUUGUUAAAUAUUUAAAUAGUAAAUCGGUGAAUAGGUUGGAAACAUAAUGGAUGUAAAUCAUGAUGGCAAGGAUGGACAGAAGCAGCAGAAGACGGACAGCAUGUCAAACAGCAGCCUGGCCCAGUCCGUUACCGUGGAGACCGAGGUUGUGUUGAAGAAGGAGGUCGGACUACUGUCAGGGAUAUCGCUCAUCGUGGGGACAAUCAUUGGCUCCGGUAUCUUCAUCUCGCCGAAGGGUGUCCUUGACAUGACGCAGUCGGUCGGCCUCUCGCUGGUCGUCUGGACCGGAAGUGGUGUGCUCGCUAUGCUGGGCGCUCUCACGUACAGCGAGCUGGGAACGCUGGUCCGGAAGUCGGGCGGGGAGUACGCGUAUAUCCUGGAAGCUUUCGGUCAGGUGCCCGCGUUCCUAUUCGCGUGGACUUCCGUCAUCGUAAUCAGACCCUCGUCUAUCGCCAUUAUCUGCCUGACGUUUUCCGAGUACCUGACGACAUUCUUCCCGUACUGCGGCUCUCCGGAAGUGGUUCCUAAGGUGAUAGCCGCCGUUGCUAUAGUAACGCUGAUGGUGAUUAACAGCAUGAGCGUCACGGCAGCCGCACGCGUACAGAUCCUGUUCACAGCGGCCAAGCUGGGAGCUCUAGUAAUCGUCAUGAUCGGCGGCAUAGUCCGUCUCGCCCAGGGUCACACGACACAGUUCCAGGACAGUUUCGCCGGAUCCACCAGCUCACCCUCAACUAUCGCACUGGCGUUCUACCAGGCUCUCUGGGCGUAUGACGGCUGGAACAAUCUUAACUACGUUACAGAAGAAAUAUACAAACCAGAAAUAAAUCUGCCUCGGGCUAAUAUUCUUGGUGUAGCCUUGGUUACAGUUGUGUACGUGCUCACAAAUAUCGGAUACCUGACGGCCAUGACGUCAUCCGAGUUGCUAGCGUCCAGCGCCGUAGCUGUGACUUGGGCUGAUCGCGUGCUGAAAUCUGCGAGCGUUAUUCUGCCCAUAGCCGUUCUCUUCUCAACGUUUGGAGCUGCCAACGGUUCCGUAUUCACAGGAGGAAGAGUCGUGUACUGCGCCGGUCGUGAAGGUCACCUACCAGAACUACUGUCAUACGUGUACGUUCGACGACUCACACCGUUACCUUCCAUUGUUUUUACGUGUGCCAUAUCGCUGGUGAUGAUUGGCAUCAGCAACAUCGGUCAGCUGGUGGACUUUUUCAGUUUCACGGCCUGGCUCUUCUACGGCCUUACGGCGCUGUCUCUGCUCGUGAUGCGUUACACUAAGCGGGACGAGCCGCGCAUCGUCCGGGUUCCUAUAGUGAUCCCCAUUAUUUUCCUUUUGUGCGCCAUUUACCUGGUUAUCGCCCCUAUAGUGGAGAAUCCGCAAAUCCAGUUCCUGUACGCCUCCAUCUUUAUUGUUGGCGGACUGAUAUUCUACGUGCCUCUGGUACACUUCAAGCUCGUCAAAAUAGACAAGCUGACGAUGUACAUGCAGCUCUUUAUGGAGAUCGCUCCGCCACACGUCGAACCGGACAGCUAGAGACCAGGGGCCACGCUGCGAAAGCGCCUAAAACAAUCGUAACUUAAGUUGUACCUACGAAAAAAUGUAGGUCACAUUUUCUCAUUGAAAUUCAGUGAUUUAUUAUGUAUGUACUACAUGCUAGGUUACAAAUGUUCAGAAAUUUUAAGAAAACCAUAUACUUGCCGCUUUACAAACAUUUUGUGCUCCCGCUGAUUGAAUAUAUACGCAGGAGUGAGUUCCAACGUAUUUAAAGUGCAUACAUUAUAUCGAACAUGUUUAGAGACGAGGAAUUGACUUUUAACCAGGUUUAACAUUUACGGUAUCGUCUUAAAGAAAUAUUUAAGCAUUUUUGUCUCGAUAAAAAUAUACAUGUACAGAAGAAAGUGUACGGCUAUUAUCAAACUAUUAGUGGCUACGAAUUGUGUCGACU
Dreissena polymorpha is the source of this 2092-nucleotide messenger RNA. Its product is annotated as b(0,+)-type amino acid transporter 1-like. Gene Ontology annotation, biological process: amino acid transmembrane transport. The coding region runs from base 199 to 1680 and encodes 493 amino acids. Lineage: Eukaryota; Metazoa; Mollusca; Bivalvia; Myida; Dreissenidae. Gene Ontology annotation, molecular function: L-amino acid transmembrane transporter activity. Gene Ontology annotation, cellular component: membrane. The transcript is spliced from 14 exons. The record is from RefSeq and is a predicted model, not a curated record.